AUGUCUUAUGAAUACAUCGUCAUCGACCCAGAUGGAGAUACGCUAAUACGUCUCCCAUCCCCUGAGAAACCUUACUGCUCAACGGCUUCUCCUCGUGCAAAACGGGUGUUGCAAGGGCCAUUUAUAGAGGCCGUACCACAUGCCGAUGGUCUCCGCCACUGGAAGUUUGAUCACAUAUUCGAUCCAGAAGCUUUCAAGAUUGUCAUGAACAUCAUUCAUGCGCAUUUCAAGGAAAUUCCCGACAAAGUAUCUCUAAAGAUGUUAUCCGAUAUAACGGUUAUCGUUGACAAUUUAAAUUGUCGAGCUUCAGUCCACCAUUUUGCUAAAAUUUGGGUUGUAGAACUCAUUGCAUAUGAUGAUCCUGACUAUGAAGACGUCAACAAAGUCGGCAUUUAUUGCAAUCGUAAAGGCGCUUAUGAAGUCUCCCGAGCUUUCCUCGUCUUUUGGGCUGCCGAUCCCACUCUCAGUUCUAAAAGCAAUGAGCCAACGUCGACUCGCCAUGCUACGGAGCGCCGCAAAUGA
Messenger RNA from Trichoderma gamsii, 522 nucleotides. RefSeq lists its product as hypothetical. The coding region runs from base 1 to 522 and encodes 173 amino acids. The record is from RefSeq and is a predicted model, not a curated record. The transcript is spliced from 4 exons. Lineage: Eukaryota; Fungi; Ascomycota; Sordariomycetes; Hypocreales; Hypocreaceae.